Molecule: messenger RNA, 631 nt
Organism: Symbiodinium necroappetens
Lineage: Eukaryota; Dinophyceae; Suessiales; Symbiodiniaceae
Source: the annotation of a GenBank genome assembly
AUGGAGUCCAAACUUCCGAGGGCAAAUCCGGGUCUCAGCGUUCAGGAGUAUGUGGACAAGACGGUUUAUGAUGCUUUGGAAAUGUUCGGGUCUGGGGAGGCUAGUCUGAAGAGACUACAGACUUCCAUAGGAGCAGCCUUGCCUCAAGCUUUCCAGCUGGAUGUGCCAAUGGACCCCCAGGAGCCUCUUAGUCGCACUAUCUUUGUCCGAGGCUUCAAAGGACUGCUUCCAGACUACAUGCAUAUGGUGCAUCUGGCCUGUGCUGUUGAUUUUCUGGGAAGCAUGUUGCUGGAGGUUACCGACGACACUACGGUACUGCCGGGCGCAUCGCGGGAAAAGCGACUGGAUGUGCUGUGGAAAGAUUACAGAUCGUGGGCUGAAGCCUGUCAAGUGGGUGAUCGUGCCAGCAGACGCAUGUUUACGACAGCAGUUUUGCGCAACAACAAGAAUAUCGAGGUUUCGCAGAAAAUUCUUUCCGCGACGGCUUGCAGAUAUAUGCUGCUAUGGGCAUGCACCUUCUUGACAGCGGUGUGCGAGCAGCUCGCACCGACUCCUAUCUUGCAGCACUUGAUGGCAGUGGCCACGGCUUUUCGAGAUAUGGAGAUGCUGAUGCUCAACAAUGGGCACUCAG